AUGAUGGGAUACGGGGGCCAGCAGUAUCAUCAUCAGCGUCAAUCACAGCAAAAUCCCCAUCCCCAGCAGCAGCACCAUCUGCAAUCGCCUUCGCUGAGCGGGGCCGCUGCGCAAUCAGCCCAUGGCAGCAAUGGCAUUGCUGCCAACGGUUCCCUGCUCCGGGGCCAGCAGCAGUCAGAGCUGGCGACUAAUUCGCCCGAUCUGAGGAAGAUGACUCCCUCGUCGACGGGGUCGAUGGUCGGGUUCACCGCGGGAGGUGGCUAUGGCACCUACGGUCAUUAUGCGCCUCAGGGUACCUCGGAUCUUUUGUCUAGGCAUACCGACUCCGUCGGUCAAUUGAAAGACCCGUAUCUCUCGCAGAUACAAAGUCUGCAGAGGAACAUGAAUCCCAUGGCAAACUUUCGUGCGCACCCGGCCAUGAACCCUCAAGCCGCCAUGUCGCCACAUGCUCAAGCUAUGAGUAUUUCGUCUCCGCAGCAGUCUUACGAGAGGUUGCAACAACAUCCCCAUAUGCAGCAUCGACAGACAUCCCAUACACAUCCGUCUGUGACUUCGCCUGCUGCUGCGUCGCCCAUGCUUGCAACUACUCAACCUCAGCAAACUCAGCAGCAAUACCAGCAAGCGCAACAGCAGCAGCAACCACAGUAUCCGCAAUCCUCACAGCAGACCCCGUAUCAACAGGCCCACGCGCAACCGUCUCCAUACCAACAGCAUCAGUCGUCUCCGUUUCAACAGCAACAGGCGCAGGCAUCGCCAUACCAGCAGACGCAGCAGACUUAUCAGCAGCAGCAAGCUCAGCAGACUUAUCAACAGCAACAGCAAGCUCAGCAGUCACGGUAUCAGGCGCAGCAGCCGCAGCAGCAUCAGUUCCAACAGUAUCCGUAUCAGCGGUACCAGCAGGCUCAACAGGCCCAACAGGCGCAUGCACAGCAAGCACAACAGACACAGGUACAGCCAACACAGCCGGCACAGCAUGUCCAGCAGCAGCCUCAGCAGACUCAGCAGCACAACCGCCAGGAAGCAACACAGACGCAGCAGUCUCAACAACCGCACGAACAAGCAGUGCAGCAAGCUUUGCAGCAGCAUCGCCAGACUCAGCAGCAAGCCCAGCAACAUCAGAGGCAGUCUCAGCAGCCGAAUCCCUACGCCCAGCAGGUACAGCAGCAUACGCAUCAGUUCCAUCAGCAGCAACAGCAAAAGCAAGCGACGCCAUCAAUCCCACCAGCUACUUUGAGCGGAGGAGCAAAGCCUGCAGCUCAAGAACCCAAAAAGGAGGAAACGAAACCGACGAAGAAGCGUGGUAGGCAGUCCAAAGCCGCUGCCGCUGCCGCUUCUGCGUCGCCUGCGGCCACUGCAGGCAAGAUCAACGGAACGACGAAACCAACACAACCCACCUAUCGUCCCGAGGCUCCAUCACCGAUUCAGUUUGUGCCUCAGCAUCCGCAUCUUCCGCAGACUCAGGCCCAUACUCAGGCUCAUACUCUUGCUCACACUCAGGCGCAGGCGCAGGCGCAGGCUCAACCCUAUCCUCAAGUCCAGCCUCAGCCCCAGUUUCAACCACAAGCUCAGGUGCAUAAUCAGUUGCAGAACCCCGCAGCUGUCCAAGGCAAGACCCAGGGCCAAGGCCAAAGCCAAGGUCAACCGCAGGCCCAAGGCCAGGCUCAGAGCCAACAGCAAGGUCCGGCGGGUCCAGCGGGCGUGGCGGACCCAGCUGCUCCAGGUGCUUCACAGCAACCUGCUCCUACACCCCGGAAACGCGGCCGUCCACGGAAGAAUCCCUUGCCCGAUGGAACACAGCCUCCAAAGCCGAAGCCUAAGAAAUCCGCUUCGUCCGCUGCGGGUGCGCCCGCGCCUGCCGCCGCUGGCGGUGCCCCGGCCGGCACGGUCGUUCUCGGACCCGGUCCCAACGCUGCCCCUGGCGCAGCUACCGCUCCGGGUCCUGCCCCGGUUCCUGGCCCCKAUGGUACUAUCCCUGCUGUUCCUGUGAAACGAGGCCGCGGACGUCCCCGUAAGUCAGAGACAGCCGCAGGCACAGCCCCCAAACCCAAAACACCGCGCAAGCCAUCCACCACGAAACCGGGCGGCACUGGCCGGCCACGCGGUCGUCCUCGCAAGGCCGAUGUGGAAGCACGGAAGCGAGCCGAAGCCGAAGCUCAGGCCAAAGCCGAGGCAGAGGGGCAAGCCCAAGGACAGGGACAAGGACAGGGGCAGGGGCAGGGACAGGGACAGGGACAGGUUCCGGCGCAGGUUCCGGCGCAGGUUCAAGCUCAGGCUCAAGCUCAGGCACAGCCGCUGCCACAGGCGCAGUCGCAGGCCCCAGCUCAAUCUCAAAUGCAGAUUCCCGUCCAGCCUCAGCACCACGUCCAGCCGUCACCUCAACCUCAGCCGCAGCAUCUCCAGCAUCAGGCGUCUCCGCACCUGCACGCUCACGCGCAUGCCCUCGCGAACCCGCAUCAGCAUGGUCACCAGCAACAACAUCCCCACCAACAACACCAGCCGUCCGAUCCCAUGAUGUUAAACCCGCCCCAGAAGCGCGGCCCGCCCAUGGACGCGAAUGACCCGCGCAAGCGCGCCUACCUCAUACCUCAUCAGCUGGCGCAGAUGACGCCGCAGAUGCAUCCACAGAUGCACCCACAAAUGCCCCCGCACAUGUCGCCGCACAUGUCGCCGCAUAUGCCCCAGCAGAUGUAA
Messenger RNA from Aspergillus pseudoviridinutans, 2691 nucleotides. RefSeq lists its product as uncharacterized. The record is from RefSeq and is a predicted model, not a curated record. Lineage: Eukaryota; Fungi; Ascomycota; Eurotiomycetes; Eurotiales; Aspergillaceae. Gene Ontology annotation, molecular function: DNA binding. The transcript has a single exon. The coding region runs from base 1 to 2691 and encodes 896 amino acids.